Messenger RNA from Vitis vinifera (wine grape), 348 nucleotides. RefSeq lists its product as uncharacterized. NCBI's taxonomy places the organism in Eukaryota, Viridiplantae, Streptophyta, Magnoliopsida, Vitales, Vitaceae. The record is from RefSeq and is a predicted model, not a curated record. The transcript has 3 exons. Bases 1 to 348 code for a protein of 115 amino acids.
AUGGGUUUCAGCUCUCAGUGUCCAGAUUCAAAGACUUCAGCAUCUGGUUUUGAAAUCAAAUUACAAGCGAGGAGAGGAAGAAUGAGCUCAACAAUUAGAGCUUGGAUUGUGGCUGCCAGUGUUGGAGCAGUGGAGGCAUUGAAAGAUGAAGGGUUGUGCAGAUGGAAUCAUGCUCUUGGCUUGCUGCAGCAGCAUGGCAGGACCAAUGUAGGGUCUUUUUCGCAGGCCAAGAGGCUGGUUUCUUCACCUCCUUUGGUGCUAUCUAAUAAGAUGAGAAAAGAGAAGAUGAAGAAGGCUGAGGAAUCCCUGAGAAAAGUAAUGUAUUUGAGCUGCUGGGGUCCUUAUUGA